AUGAGAGUUCUCUGUCUUCAUGGAAAAGGCACCAGCGGUUCGAUCUUCAAAUCGCAGACGUCAUCGUUUCGGUCGCAAAUAUCCAGAAAAGACAUCGAAUUCGAUUGGGUAGAUGGACCCUUAGAUUCAAACGCCGCACCAGGGAUCGAUCUAUUCUAUCCUCCUCCUUAUUACUCAUUUAUGGACAAUACCACGCCCGCAGAUACAUACGCGGGCAUUAACUGGCUACGAAACUACAUCGAUCAAAAUGGUCCAUAUGAUGUAGUGAUGGGAUUUUCUCAGGGAAAUGUCCUCGCUUCUUCAUACCUUCUUUUACACGAGCUGGAAACGCCUCAUCUCCCACUUCCCUUCAAGGCAGCUAUCUUUCACUGCGGCGGCCUCUCAUUACCCUUUAUGACGGAACUUGGGUUUAUCAUUACCCCCGCAAUUCGGGAGCGCGAUGAACAAUCACGAAUGGCACUGGGUGUAAUGGCUAGCUCGGAGGCAAUUUUACAAGGAGGUGGGAAGAGAUGGAAGGGUGAUUUCAGUGAGAAAGGUCUCACGGAGGAAGAAAUAAGAGAUGAGAUCAAGGGUCCUGUUCAGAUUUCGAUUCCAACUGUGCAUGUCUAUGGAUCUAAAGAUCCUCGAUUUCUCGCUGGGCUGCAGUUAUCUGGCGCUUGCAAUCCUGAAAACCGUCGAGUAUUCAACCAUGGAGGCGGUCAUGAAAUUCCUCGCACAUCGGUUGUGAGCAGUGCGAUUGGGGAGUUGUUCAACUGGGCUAUAGAUCAGGCGUCCUAA
This is a messenger RNA of Penicillium malachiteum, 777 nucleotides long. Its product is annotated as putative EF-hand calcium-binding domain protein. The record is from RefSeq and is a predicted model, not a curated record. NCBI's taxonomy places the organism in Eukaryota, Fungi, Ascomycota, Eurotiomycetes, Eurotiales, Aspergillaceae. The transcript is spliced from 2 exons. Bases 1 to 777 code for a protein of 258 amino acids. Gene Ontology annotation, cellular component: cytoplasm; nucleus.